This is a messenger RNA of Cloeon dipterum, 351 nucleotides long. RefSeq names its product protein POLR1D-like. NCBI's taxonomy places the organism in Eukaryota, Metazoa, Arthropoda, Insecta, Ephemeroptera, Baetidae. The record is from RefSeq and is a predicted model, not a curated record. The transcript has 2 exons. The coding region runs from base 1 to 351 and encodes 116 amino acids.
AUGGCAGAUGAUGAAGUGGAAUUGGAGAAGCGUGCAGUCGCGGAGCUGCUACGUGAAGCCACGUUGGGCGCUGCCAGAGCUUCUGAAGUUGGGCCUUCAGGUUGGAAAAAAUGCCCUUUGAUGAAAACCAACAAGCGCUUCCUCACGAACACCAUUGUGCAGCAUAUUGGUGCCAACAGAGUGAUUUCUAAAAGGAAACGUGAAUCUUCAAGGAACAGGAAAUCUCGUUCCCCUGAGAGAAAAUCUUCAAAACACAGAGAAAAAUCUGAGCGGGAUAAAAGUGCUCGAGACAGUUCCAGACGUGAAGACUGUGAUAAAGACAAAAGCAAGAAGUACAAAAGAGAUGGUUGA